AUGUUAGGACUAGGAGAUUAUGGUGAAUACAUUGGUCAAAACAAAGCUAAACAAAACAGUCAAAGCAAUAACAAUCAAAAUAGUCAAAAAAAUCAGCAAAAUUCUGCAAAUCCGAUCAAAUUUUCGCAACCACCAACAAUAACUCGACAAAGUUCUAAUAGUUCUAUUGGAUCACUACAAAAUUAUACAAAUCAAACUCCAAUUCAACCCGAUUCUCAAAACAAGAACGAUAUUACAGGAUUAUGGCGUGAUUUAAGUACCGACGAAUAUAGUAUCAUUGAUGAUGAUAGUGAUGCACUUCCUGAUUCAUUAUUCUCAUCACCAUCAGAUAUUAACAAUUCAUUACUCUUAAAACCUCAACAAAAGAUCCAGGAACCAGCACAAUCAAGCAUUCCUGAAGUUGAUGGAUAUCCAGAAAAACCACCAAAAAGUUCUUCUUACCAUUUCUUCGGUACUUUAAGCAGUGAUACUUCAAUGGAACCGAUUGAAGACAAAAAACAAGCAGAUUCCAUUACAAUUCCAGCAGAAGAAGAUAAUAAUCAGAAUGAAGAUGCAAAAGAAGAGCAAAACGACGAAAAUCAAGUUGAAAAAACCGAAACCGAUCAGAAAACAACUGAAAAAGAGAUUGAAGAGGAUCAUAUAAAUCAUGAAGCUUCUAGUCCUCAAGAAGAAGAGAUUAAACCAGAAAAUACAGAAAAUGAUCAACAAAAUAACGAUAAUGAUCAAAUGGCUGUAUUCGGAGGAUAUCCACAAUCAGAUACAAACGAUCAAAUGGCUCCUCAGUCAGAUUUAUUUGGUUAUUCCGCUUCAGAUUUUAAUAAUGCUUCAUAUCAAGAUCCAAUGCUUGGAUGUCCCACAACAGAUGAUUCGCAAAAUGAUAACAAUCAAGCAGGAUUAUUCUCUGGCUAUCCAACAGCCGAAAAUUACAAUAAUUCUCAACAAGACAAUUCUGAGCAAUCAAACGACACGCCUGGUCAUGAUGCAAACCAAAAAAACACUGACAAUCAAAAUUAUGACAAUGUCUUUGGAAAUUAUCCCCAAUCAAAUUAUGACGAUCAGAAUAAUCAAAAUUUCGGUUAUCCAACAUCCGAAAAUCAAGAAGAAGAGAACAAAAGUACGAAUGAAUCAGAUCAAACUGAAGAACCAAGUAAUUCUGAAGAAUCUUCAGUUUUCAGUACUCCGAACGUUUCUCAGAGCCCUUCAAUUGAAGGAAUUCCACCUUCUUCGUCUCUGACAGAACAAGAAAUUAAUUCCAAUUUGUCAGAUCAGGUUUACGAAGAAGAUACAGCUCUUGGCAUCGAGCCAUCAAAUAAUAAUGACAAUUUUGAUAACGAUCAACAACAAAAUGAUGAUCAAAGUCAAGAUAAUUUAUUUAAUUCCCCUGAUAACCAAUAUAAUGAUUCACAAUCAGAUAUAUUUGGUCAACCACCACAAGAUGCUUCUAAUUUAUUCAGUGUACCACCACAAAACCAACAACAGCCUUCAAAUUUGUUUAAUCCACCACCAAAACCACAAGAAAAGCCUCCAAGUAUAUUUGCACAACCUCCAGCUCCACAAAAGCCAAAAGGUUUUGCUCCACCUCCUAAACAAAUACAAAAUAGAUAUCCUUCUACAAAUAUUCCACAAAAAGAACAACAACCAAAGCCAGAAACAAGUACACCAGAACCUAAACAGCAACAAUCAACAUUAUUUGCUCCUCCUCCAAAGCCAGUAAAUAAUAUUCCAAAACCACAACCUCAACAAAAGCCAGUUCCACAACCUACUGUACAACAACCACAAAAGGCACAAGAAUCAAACUUAUUUGGCCAAAAACAACCAACUCAACAAAAAAUACCAAAGACAUCUCAGCAAAAUUCCAAUUUAUUUGGCCAACAACAGCAAGAUAAUCAAGAACAGCAACAGGUAAACAACUUAUUUGGCCAACAGCAACCAAAUCAACAAUCAAAUCUUUUCAACCAACAGCCACAAGAUAAUCAGCAGGAGAAUUCAUCAUUAUUUGGUUCUUCUAAUGACAGUUCUUCAUUGUUUGGCCAACCAGAAGAAAAUCAACAACAAAAUAUCUUUAAUCAACCACCAAAACAAGAAAAACAACCAGAACAAUCGCAAACUAAUGCUUCAAAGCCAAAUUCUUCAUUAUUUGGUCAACAAAAACCAGAACAAAAAUCAAAUAUCUUCAAUCAACCACCAAAACAAGAAAAACCACCACAACAAAUACAAGUUAAUGCUCCAAAACAAAGUUCAUCAUUGUUUGGCCAACAACAGCCAGAGCAACAGUCAAAUCUCUUUAAUCAGCUUCCACAAGAGAACAAACAAUCAGGAACAUCAUUAUUUGAAGCUCCAAAUACAAGUUCCAAUCUAUUUGAUCCACUUCCACAAGAUAAUCAAUCAAAUCUUUUCAAUCAACAACCGCAAGAAGAACAGCAAUCAGGAUCAGAUUUAUUCAGUUCUCCAAAUAACAGUUCUUCACUGUUUGGCCAAGUAGAACCAUCCGAACAACAAAAUAUCUUCAAUCAGUCCCAACCAGACGAAGACAAGAAAGAAGAAGAGAUGACAUCGAAUCUAUUUGGCACUCCAAACAGUUCUACAGACAGUUUGUUCGCAUCCAAAGAGAGAUUAGCUGAUAUCGCAGAAAGUGCUUCAAUGAUCUUCGGCCAAUCCGAAACAGAACCAUCUCCUGUUUCUAAACAGGACACAACAACACCAUCCUGGGCACAGCCAAUCAAAGAAGAACCGAAACAGAAAGAAUUACCAUCCUGGGCUCAUACUCUCAAGGAAGAACCGAAAUCAACAGGUCUUCCUGCAUGGGCACAACCAAUCAAAGACACAACAACUCCUGCAUGGGCACUUCCUUCUUCCGGAGCCACAUCAUGGGAAGCAUGGUCUAAAAAUGUGAAACACACAGAGAAUACAUCAGCACAACAUUCUCCAGCACCUUCUCCUGUUUCUUCUAACAAUCCUGUACCAAGUUUGAACAUUCCUCAAACAACGGUGAAUCCAUCAGCUUAUUCACCACAAACAUCACCACAAAGAGCACCUCCUCCAAACAAAGUUAAUCAGCCAUACAUUCCAGGAAUGGCUCCAACGAAACCACCAAUUGUUUCAUCACCUUUAGCACCACAAACAAACAAACAAAUUUUUGUUCCUAAUAAUGCACCACCUCCAAAUUCAUCUAAACCAUCAAUUAUGAUUCCAGGAGUUACUCCUCCAGUUCCUGCUCCAUCACAACCAACAUCAUCUGCACCAUAUAUUCCAGGAAUGAGUGUUCAAAAGCCACCAACAGCUCCUAAACCAUUUGUUCCUACUCAAACUACUCCUCCAUCUAUUUCGGGGCCUCCUAAACCAACUAAUUUACCACAAACAGUUCCACAACAAGUGAAUCAGCCACAACAAAACAAAACUAUGUAUAUUCCAGGAGUUGCACAACCUGUUCAACAACAAACAGAGAAAGCAAAAGUUGGAAUUUUCAUUCCAGGAUCAGCACCUCCAACUGUUUCUCAACCUUCUGUUUCUUCUCAACCAAAAGUGAACAAAUUCGCUCCUCCUCCAGCGAUGGCACCUCCUCCACACAUUCCAGGUGCUGCCAACAAACCACCUUCUGCACAAGCACCUCCUCCAGCCAAUAAAUUUGCUCCUCCUCCUUCCAUCCAACCUCCCCCUGCAAAUAAAUUUGCUCCCCCUCCAUCAAUUGCUCCUUCUUUCCCACAACCACAAAUGCCUCAAACAACACCAGGAGUAUAUCCAAAUCAAACUAAUACUGGUGUUUAUCCAAAUCAGUCGUUGAAUUUGGCUGUUCCUCCACCGUCAAAUUCAAAUCCACCACAACUUCCGAAUACAGCAAUAAAUCGUGGAAUAACAAGAUCACAGACAUCAGAUCAUAUUAAACAAAACGAUUUCUUGCCAAAGCCUGAUUCUCAGUUGACACAAUUUGUUCAUUCUACAUCACAACCUGUUCAGUUCAGUAAGACACAGCCAUUCUUCAAACACAGGAAACCAUUGAUUGCAAUGGGAUUUGGAGGAAUGAUGUGUUGUGUUGAGAAUGGAAAUCUCGCUGUCACAGACAUUAAAGAAGCGUUUGCAACAAAUCCAAUCAUCAAGCAAAUAAACGGCUUCAAUUUCAACAUCGACCAAGACAAGCAGUCGGGAGAGAAAUUCCUCAGCGAAAGAGUUAUGGAAUGCGAAAGUGCUGAUGACUCAAUAUUGUGGUCAACAAUUCGUAUCAGAUACAGAAACCAAAACAAAGUUGAUUCACAGCAAUUCAUAGCGAAUGCGAAGAUCCAAGAAUCCCCAGAAUAUCAAUUACUUGGAAUUCUUUCACAUUCAGGAAUAUCGAAUGUUCCAACGAAUUACAAUGUUCCUUCUAUUAAUCCUGCUUUAGUUGAUCAGCUCCAAAAUAUCAUUGCUUCACAAGGAGAACAAAAAGCAUUGGAAUACUGCAAACAAAACAAACUUUGGGAUUUCGCGUUAGUUAUUUCUGCAUCAUUUAAUAUAGAAUCACUUCGCGAAACGAUCAAACAAUUUGUUGAAACUUCUUUGUCUCCAUGUCCACUACAAAACAUUCUUUUGGCGAUUUCCGGAUUCGCAGGAAUUAACGCUGAUACAUGGAGAUCAAACCUCGCAACAAUCAUGAGACAUUUCACGCCUGGAGCACAAACAUCAUUGAUACAAAUGGCUGAUGUUCUUGACCAAGCGAAAAUGUCUCGUGCAGCUCAUGUUUGCAGAUUAUUGGCUUCGGAAGAAGUUAACGCAGCUCCUUCUCCAUUCUCUAUGAUUGGUUCUACAUGGGAUAAACCAAAUGUGUCUUCAAUUAUCAUGACACAGUUGUCUGGAGUGAAAGGUCCAGCAUUUCUUAAAUACAUUGUGAUAUUUACACUCGCUUUGGCUGAUUUUGGAUUUGCUGAAAGAGCUAAAGACAAUUUCGAUAAAUUGAGUGCAAUUAUUGCUAAGAAUAAUCUUAGAGAUUUGCAGCCAAUUGCGCAGUUCUUUGGUAGUUUGAUUAGCAGCUUCAUCAAAUCAUCACAGCCAAAGAAGUUGUCAUCUAAAGUUGAUUCAUUCAUCAGCAGUUUCGUCAAUCGUCGCGAUGACUCAAAUGAAGAGCAGAUGUUGAAUGUUCCCCGUCUUCCAAGUUCUAUUUCAAUCGAUUUCGUUGAACAGACAGGAAUUUCUCCACAAACAUCUCCACAAUCAUUACAAAGAACUGCUUUCAUUCCUGCACCAGAAAUGAAGCAAACUACAGCUCCUCCACCACCAAUGAUGAAACCUCCUCAACAAAAUGUUCCUUACUUACCUCAACAGGAUCAAAACUCAAUGCCACCUCCAGCAAACAAAUUUGCUCCUCCACCCGCAAAUCAGUUCACUCCUCCACCUGCGAAUCAAUUUACUGCACCUCCACCAGCUGCUAAACCAUUCAUUCCUCAGCAACCACAAAAUAACCAAUUCGCUCCUCCUCCAGCAAUUGCUAAACCACCUGUUGCUGCUCCAUUUAUUCCUCAGCAACCAGAAAAUAACCAGAACAACCAGUUUGCUCCGCCUCCUGCGAUGAACAAACCAUAUAUUCCUCAGCAACCACAACAACCAGAAAAUAAUCAAAACAAUCAGUUUGCUCCACCUCCUGCGAUGAACAAACCAUUCAUUCCACAGCAACAAACAGAGCAAAAGCCACAAACCAAUCAGUUCACUCCACCUCCUGCAGCACCAGUUAUUACUCGUCCUCCAGUUGUCAAUGCACCACCACAACAAGAGAACAAAUCAGAGCAUUCAUCGAGCAAUAACAUGCCAAAUCUCUAUGUUCCACAGACAUCAUCGCAGUCAGGAAUGGCUUCUUCACCGCAAGGCAGCCAAGACAUGACAGCAAACAAGUUCGCUCCACCUCCAGCGAGGCCUAAGAGAUUUACUCCUCCAACUUCUUUCUCUCCUUCUUCAUCAGCUUCUAAGUUCUACAUCCCAGGAGCUGCUCCAACACCUCAACAAGAGGAACAAGAAAAGAAAGAAGAAAACAAUGCUCCACAACAACAAACACAUGAAGAACAACCAUCUCAUCCAGCAGUCAACAAUUUCGCACCUCCACCGAUGAUGCCAAAGAGAUUCACUCCUGCUCCAGCACCAAUUGCAAAGGUUCCUUCUCAAGGAUUCUUCAUUCCAGGUGCAGCUCCUUCUCCUUCUGCAGAAGAACCAAAACAAGAAGAGCCAAAGCCACAACUCUUCGCUCCUUCUCAAACACAAUCUCAGCCAGAAGAACAAAACCAAGAACAGCAACAGCAACAGCAACCAGAACAAUCUCAACCAGAACAACAACAGCAAAGUAAUGAUUAUGAAUAUAAUGAUCCAAUGCAAGGCUCAGGCAAUGAUUUCAUGGAUCCAAUGCUGGGUGGAUACGACAGUUACAAUCCUGAUCCAAUGAUGGGUGGCUCUGGAAUAUCCUAUUCAACACCAGUAUUUAAUCCAAUGCAGCCACAACAACAAACUCCUCCUCCAAAGAAAGAAGAAGAUGAAGAACCACCAAAGCCAAAGAAGGAAGAAAUGAAGCCACAAGAAGCUAAACCAAAGCAGGAAGAACAAAAGCCGAAACAAGAGGAACAGAAAGAAGAGAAAAGAGGUUUCUUCUCUUCAAUAUUCGGAAGGAAGAAGAAGUCUGUGGAAGUAGAUCUCAGUAAACAAGACAACCAAAUGAGGUAUGACCCAGUUUUAGGAAGAUACGUUUUCGGAAAUGGAGAAACUAAUGAACCAACAGCUCCUCCACCUCCACCUUCCAUGAGCAGUAUCAAGAAGGCACCAAGUUCUGCACCAGGAACGGCUCCAGUUCCUGACGCAAGUAUGCCAAUUUCUCCUGUAAAUCCUGCUGCAAGAAGAAGAGCAACAGGAAGAUACGCAAAUAUUCAGUAA
This is a messenger RNA of Trichomonas vaginalis G3, 6879 nucleotides long. Its product is annotated as COPII vesicle coating family. The record is from RefSeq and is a predicted model, not a curated record. Gene Ontology annotation, cellular component: endoplasmic reticulum exit site; ER to Golgi transport vesicle membrane. The transcript has a single exon. Bases 1 to 6879 code for a protein of 2292 amino acids. NCBI's taxonomy places the organism in Eukaryota, Parabasalia, Trichomonadida, Trichomonadidae. Gene Ontology annotation, biological process: COPII vesicle coat assembly; Golgi organization; autophagy.